This is a messenger RNA of Megalops cyprinoides (Indo-Pacific tarpon), 5078 nucleotides long. It is a transcript of the gene scaf1, whose product is annotated as SR-related CTD-associated factor 1. The transcript is spliced from 11 exons. Gene Ontology annotation, molecular function: RNA polymerase II C-terminal domain binding. Bases 155 to 4720 code for a protein of 1521 amino acids. NCBI's taxonomy places the organism in Eukaryota, Metazoa, Chordata, Actinopteri, Elopiformes, Megalopidae. The record is from RefSeq and is a predicted model, not a curated record.
UAGUGAUGGCCCUGUAAUUGUGUUCUGAUACAAUAAAUGUUUAGAGCUUUACUUUCUGUUUUUUAUCAUAAGAAUGUCCAUCAUAAUGUAGUGGGAGAGCAAACUGGGAACUGAACGACCUCGAUUUGCUCCUAUCGUACCGAGCCCGUACAAGAUGGGAGAAGAGGAAGAAUUUGACCCGGUCAGCGCUGGUUACCCCAAAACAAAGAAAGAGAUGUGUCAGAGAGAGGGAGAGGGGGCAAAGGAGGAGAGGAAAACAAGGUUCAGAUGCUUCCAAGGCGGGACAGAAUUCUUCGAUGACCACCCGAGUGAACUGGGUUCUGCAUGUCCUAUCAUCACAGACUCAUUCCUUCCCCCGGACACACUGCACGGCUGCUCCCACCAGUCCUUUGACAGUGUUGACUUUGAUGUGGAGCUCACAGCUGAAGUCAGUGUAGAAGACGGGUCAUCGAUCACUCUCCUGUCCUCUGUUUUUCCUAGUGUCCGUAACAGGAAGUCAGGCACUUUCUCUCAUCAGCUGCCCUCAGCAUUGACAUGGCCCUCCUCCUCAUGGAAAACUAAACUGAAGGAACAACUAUUAGACAGUUGCUUGUCUGCUGCCUCUCUACCAUUCUGGCCCUAUGACAUUUGUACAAUCCCAGUUAUGAGGAGGAGCACAACUACCACUACCCCACCUGGUGUAGCAGAGAUGCCCAAAACCCCCCUUCAUUCUGCCCCGUCUGCAUCUCUGUCCUCCCCCUCAUCGCCUUCAUCCUCUUCCUCAUCCUCUCCUCUGGGGGGAGCAGCAACCAAUUACCAUCACGACAGCAGCGGUUGCAAUGGGGGUGGCAUGGUGACGGAUGCAGCCGGAGACAGUGUGUCCUCCACCUCCGCUGCCCUACCUCCAUCUUCUCUCCCUCUCCCUCUGUCUGCCAAUCUCUCUGUCCACCUCUCCUCUGCAUCCCCCUCUAUAAACUCUGAAAGGGAGUGGGAGAACAUCGAGACUUAUGACCCGUUCCUCCCGAUGGAGGGAGAGGGAGGGGCAGCCAUGGAGGAGGAUGAGGAAGAAGGGGAUGAAGAGGAAGAGGGGGAGAAAUAUGACCCGUUUGACCCCACUGGCUCCCCAGCCUCAGAGCAAGACAGGGGGCGUGGAGUGGAGAGCGAGAGAGAGAGCAGCGCGGACAGUGUGGAGGAUGAGAUCGGGAACAUGGGAGGGAUGGAGGUGGAAGAAGCAGCUCGCUGUGAGGGGAAGGAUGCGCCUCCUCCUGACUCCACUGACCCACUCAUUUCCAUACACACACCCUCUCCACCUCCCCAACACAGGGAGGAGAAUGAGCAGGAGAGAGCAGGCAGAGGGAGGGAGGGGAAAGAGGUAGAUUCAGACAACUCUGAAAUUGAGGAAGGUGAAAUUGUGGUAGUGGGUGAGAAGGAGAGGGGGAAAGAGAGGGAAAGAAAGAGCGAGAGAGAUGGGAAAGGAGCGUGCACCUCGGGCGGUCCCUUCCUGCUCUCUGGGCCCGAACCAGAGAGAAUCCUCCGCGUUCUGGACGGAGACCAGUUUGUGUCUGUGAGAGCCGAAAGUGAGUGGACUAUGGGAGGAGAGGAGGUGGGAGGGGGCGUGGCAGACGCGGGGGACUUGCGGAGAAAGCUGGUCAGCAGAAGAAGGGAGAGGUACAGAUCCUGCCCCUCCUCUUCCCUCUCUCCUCCUCCUACUCCCCACUCCCACCUCCCGUCCCUCGCCGUCCUGUCAGACAAAUACAAAUCAAAGGAGCACAGAUCAAAGGAGAGGGAGAAACACAAGCGGGAACAGGGCCGAGAAGAGGAGAAGGCAGAGAGGAAGAGGAGGAAGGAAGGCGGAAGUCAGGAGAGGAAGAACAGUGAUAAAGAAAGGGAACGAAAGAGCAGACGGGAAGAGAAAGGCAACGAGACCGUGAGGGGGAGGAGCAGCAGGAGUGACAGCAGCAAGAGGAGGUGCAGACACAGCACGCCCAAGCUCUACUCUCACUCCCGCUCCCGUACCUCCUCUCUUCAUCGGAGGCACAGGCGGCGCUCCUGGUCUAGCUCCUCCGAGGGCCAGCGCAGAGACAGGGACGGGGAGAAGGAGAAGGACAGGGGGAGAGGUGACAGGGAAAGAGAGAGGGAGGGAGACUCCAACAGACGGAAAAGAGAGAAGGGAGGGGUAAAUGGAGACUCAGGCAGCAGGGAAAGGGAGGGCAGCGGAGGGAAGAGGGUGAGAAGGAGUCGAGAGAGGUUGGAAAAGGACAAGGAGAGGAGGAGAGACAGCCGGACUGUCAUACCCCCGUCCAUCCAAGACCUCAAUGGCUCAGACUUGUUCACCAUCAAACGCACCAUAACAGUAACUACUACUACCACAACCACCACCACAGUUCCCGGGUCACCUCCAUUGCCCAUGGCAGCCUCCAGCUCCUCCCCUCUGACAUCUGAGAAGCCUCGCAAGAACAAACGAAACAGGAAAAGAGGACCGGAAGAAAAGGAGAAUGACAAGGAGGAUGAACAAACGAGCCGGUCUCCGGAGUCAUCUUUCUCACAGUCAAGAUUGCACUCGUAUGACUCUGACCAGCUUUCUGAAAAACUGGGGCUGGAGGUGUUGUCCCUGGAUGGCGAGGCCUUGGACUCGGACUACCCCUCCCUGGAGGAUUCGCCCCUUAUUUUACCCCUCACACCUCCUCAGCCAAGUCCCAAGCACAAAUUAAAAUCCAAAACUGGGAAGCAAGUCAAAACAAAAUCCCAGCUCAGUAAGAAAUCCAGUACGUCAGAGUCCUCUCUCAGACCCAAAUCCAGGAAGAGGCAUCCCCCCUCCUCUCCUCCUCCCGCUGUCUCCAGCCCUCCUCCCUUUCCCGCUCCCUUGCCUUCCAAGCGGGGUCGGAAAACGGGGAAGGAGAGAGAGAAAGGAGCAAAGAAGGAAGGAGGGUGGUCAGGCAAGUCAAAUAAACUGAGCCGCGGCAGCAGGAAGGCGAAGCUGCAGUCCAAAGUGUCGGUGCUGGUGAGGGAGGGGUUCAGCAGCACCACAGGGGCAGCCAUCACUGGGGGCAGUAAAGACCUGCCGAGACAAAGUGGGGGCAGUGGUGGGGCAGCUGUGGGGGGGUCCAUAGCGGUGGUGUUCCGAAGAGACAACGAAAGCAGAUCCCCUUUCCUUAAACCUCACUCUGAACCCAUCUCAGUUUCGGAGAGAGGCAAGGACUUGAGCAAAAUUCGAAGGAGAGGUACCCUUGCCCCUUCCCCCUCUGCCUCUGCUCAACUCCCCAAAUCCAGAAGGGCCAAACCUGGCUCUACCACCUCGACCACCUCCUCUUCUGCCUCCUCCUCCUCCUCUGCUCUCUCUAUAGCUAAACAAAGGCGAAAGCAGGGAAAGAAGGGGAGAGAGUGCAGGGAAAAAGGACGACAGGAAGAGGAAGUGGAGGGGGGGAACACAAACUGUAGUUCAGGAGCUGGAAACUGGGGUGUGACCAUACUGGACAUCCAGUCUGGAAGUGCAAUCAGUGACAAACCAUCUAGUCCUCCCCCAAGGCUUCCUGCCUCUACCCCUUCCUCCUCUUCCACAAGCAUCGCCCCACCCUCCUCUUCACCCCCCCACACACCCCCGCUCUCGCUGCCCCCCUCCCAUGACGCCGGAGAUUCCACUCCAGACUCCCAGACUGUUGACAGCAGCUGUAAGUCCCCUGAGGCUUCCUUCCUGUCUGAAGACUGCACGACCCAAACUCAGACAGGCCCCCUUGCACCCUCCUCAGAUGCUCCCUCCAGCCCCUCGCCUCUCCAACCCCACCAGGGGGCAGCAGUGGGUGUCUCGCAGUCUAUUCCUGGCGUCAAAAUCCCCCCAGACGAACAGACAGCCCACACGUCCCCUCCUUCCCCCUCUACUCUAGUGCCUGCCUCCCUCUCUCUGCCCCUUCCUGCCGCCGCCACGGAUGCCUCCUCCUCCUCCGUCUCGUCAUCCUCCAACAGCAAGCCUCUUCCUCCAGCCCCGCCUCCGCCUGCAGCUCCGCCCCUCCCCUGGAGUCUGCAGACGGGAGUGGACUGCACAGCUGGAGGUGUGCUGGCCUUGACAGCACUCCUGUUUAAGAUGGAGGAGGCGAACACUGCGGGUCGAGCCAAAGCCCAGGAGUUCAUUCAGGCCACCAGCCAGAUUCUCUCACAAGCCAACCAGAGUCAGCCCCAACAGAACCCUCCUUCCUCCUCCUCUUCAUCUUCCUCUUCUUCCUCCCAGGCCCUUCCCCUACCAUCUCUUGCCGCCUCCCCUGCACAGUUCAACCUCCACAGCUCCCUCCCGUUGGUCAGCAGCACCAAGACUCCACCUUCUCACCUGCAUCCUGGCCUAUCAGUGGGUGGUGGAUGUGCACAGACCCCACCCCCUCCUCAGCAUGUGGGGCCUGCAGGAGUACCGGGGGGAUCGGGUGAGACUGGGCAGGACACUGAGAGUAAAGACCCUGAGAAGUACCUGAAGAAGCUCCACACGCAGGAGAGAGCAGUGGAGGAGGUGAAGCUGGCCAUCAAGCCCUACUACCAGCGCAAGGACAUCAACAAGGAGGAGUAUAAGGAUAUCCUGAGGAAAGCGGUACACAAGAUCUGCCACAGUCGCACUGGCGAGAUCAACCCUGUCAAAGUCAGCAACCUGGUGAAGCUUUACGUCCAGAGGUACAAGUACUUUCGGAAGCACGGGCGGAGGAUGGAUGAGAAAGAGAGGGAGGGAGAGAGAGAACCAGCAAUUCUGCAUUCUUCUACAUGACCAGUCCACAUGUGUUUUCUUCUCAGUGGAUUGGUCUGGCUGUUCAAAAAAACUUUUCCUUGGCUCCUCCCAGCUCCAUGGACCUGAGACUGUUCAGUGGGCUUUAUUUCCCUUUAUGCCCCCUCCUCUGAAAUGCCUUACCCUUUAAUCACCUGACAUGUUUUUGCCACUGUCAAUUUUGUUUUGUCUCUUACUUGUCUUGCUGUACAGAUGUAUUGAUAUAAAAACAAAGUACGAAGUAUACUCAUAAAAUGACACAAAGACACUUGUACAUACUGUAACAACACUACAUAAGUAGUGAGUCUCUCUGCGGGUGGUGUACAGGAUUUAACAUCCGUUGGGUGCUUGUUGCUAUAAA